Messenger RNA from Pocillopora meandrina, 1566 nucleotides. NCBI's taxonomy places the organism in Eukaryota, Metazoa, Cnidaria, Anthozoa, Scleractinia, Pocilloporidae. The record is from the annotation of a GenBank genome assembly.
AUGGUUUGCACUUUAGGACAGGACUUUCUUAAAGCCACUCCCUCACUGGAAUCUUUUCUGAAGGCUUUAACAACGGAAGAGAACCAAGAUCUCACUUUCAGUGGUUUGGCAGUAGUUUCAAAAAUGGCUAAUUCUUGUCAGCCAUUAGUUGAUGUGGGAAGGGCAAGAGUUCAACUCAACAAAAUAGCGCUUAUCGCGAUAAAGAAGGAUUUUGCCACAACAUGUUCGUUGUGCGAUGUGGCAGAAAGAGCGCAGCACGCUGGAUACUCUAUGGGGAUAUUUUCUUCUAAUCCACGGCUGCUCGAGAGAAAUUGUAGCGUAAAAACGGCAGAUAAGCUACUAAUUCCUGUUGUUUAUGGCAAACUGUGUCAAAACACGUCAUACGAUUUACAGCUUAAUAAAGAGUAUAAUGAAAACAUGUGUUCUGUAUUUUCAGCUGCAGACUUAAAAGAUGUUCAUGUGAGAGUUUCAGCUGCCUCAAAGGACCUCGAAACGAUGGAAAAGUAUUUGGAGAAACUUUACUUCUGGUUUCUCUUGGGUCCAAUUAUCACAUUGGAAUGGCUCCGACGAAAAAGGAAGCUUUGUUGUGCGACAACGGCGUCAGUCGACGAGGAGUCUGGUAACGAGGGAGUAGCUGAAGAGAGUCGAGAACAUUAUAUCCAACCCGAGACAAGUGCGGAUAAUGAAGGUGAAUUACGACCUCUAAUCCGCGCUGAGAGUAACACUCGAACUGAUUAUGAUUCGACAAUAAGUAAUAACAUGCGUAUUUUAAGAAUGAUAGAGCGUAUAACGAAGGUAUUUCGAAUAAUUAUUCGCUACCUACCAGUUGGUCUUGUUUACGUGCUUCUCACUCUGGCAGCGCUCCCUGUAGGUAUAUCAAGUGGGGGAUUAUCUUUUUUUCGAUUUGAUGAAAACGAAGAAAAUCGACCAAGGAAUUUUUGGGACGUUGCUCUGCAGGACAAGUAUAGACCCAAUGAUGAUGAAAAGAAUUCCUUGAAUGCUCGGAUAUCGUACUUUGUCACUGUAUGUUGGCCAGUCGUUCAAAUGUUUAGUUUUUUCAUGUACAGUAGGUUUGCUUGUAAGAGAACCUGGACCGUUUCAACGAACCUUUCAAAGCUUAUCAGAAGUGAUUGGUUUUCAUCCAACAUGUACUUGCUCGUUCUUUGCGUGAUCAUACCGUAUAGUACGUAUAGGUCCAAAAAACAAAUACGGAAUAUUAAUAAUUCAGGCGCCGAUUGGCAGUUUUUCUAUUUUACAGUGUGCAAUGUUAUGUACACAGUUUCCAAUUUUCUUUUUAUUAUCAUCCUCAACAAACACAAAGUUGUCACAAGGUAUGUGUUCUACAUCAGUGUUUGUAUGAUCUGUGCUUAUGUUGAAAGUGACAUAGUAGCUGUGUUUUAUUUCAUCCUCAAUUCUCAAGGCGCCCUGAACAACUUAAAACUCACCGUUCUUCGCACUGGAGCACUUGGCCUCACUUUGACUUUGAGUUUCAGUUCUUCAAUGCACAUAAUCCGCAAACUGAUGAAGCCACAGGAGUCUGUAUUCGAGGGACUGUCAGAGAAAUGA